Stylonychia lemnae is the source of this 429-nucleotide messenger RNA. The record is from the annotation of a GenBank genome assembly. Lineage: Eukaryota; Ciliophora; Spirotrichea; Sporadotrichida; Oxytrichidae.
AUGUAAAUUUCAAAGAAUUCUGGAUUAAAUCAUGAUGAUGUCUCUGAUAUUAAAGUCUUUCUAAGAACCUACAAUGAUGCAAUCUAGUGUGCUAAAUCUGUAGCGGAGAGAGAUGCUCAAGUCCAUCACUACAAAUAAUACAUGAAAAUUUUGAUAGAUUCACUUAAACAGGAUAAGAUGAUGAUUGAUAGUCAAAACUAAAUAAUUGCUGCUGAAGACCCAGGUGCGGCCAAUAUUUAUCAACUCAUUAAGUUUUCCUAAUCACUGUUCUAGAAAUAUAAAUUUGACGAAGUAGAUAGCAAGAAAGAUUUUGAAAAGAAGCUAGAUCAAGCCAUCACUUCAAUGGAAAAAGAAAUAUAAGUAAGGAGAGCCAAUAUUCAAAAAUUAAUGAGUGAAGUAAAUCUUAAUAAAAAGGAGAUACUAGUAUGA